This is a messenger RNA of Mizuhopecten yessoensis (Yesso scallop), 3231 nucleotides long. RefSeq names its product multiple epidermal growth factor-like domains protein 10. Lineage: Eukaryota; Metazoa; Mollusca; Bivalvia; Pectinida; Pectinidae. Gene Ontology annotation, molecular function: scavenger receptor activity. The record is from RefSeq and is a predicted model, not a curated record. The transcript is spliced from 10 exons. The coding region runs from base 306 to 1145 and encodes 279 amino acids.
CUGAUGGAUACUUUCGGCCUGGAUCUUUAUGCAUAGAAUGUCCCUCAAAUUGUUAUGAUAACGCAUGCAAUGUAGAAUCCGGUGUUUGUUCCGCGUGUACUCCCGGGUAUUAUGGCGGCCGUUGCAAUCAGACGUGUCUGUUCAACUGUAAGGACAACCGAUGUACGCAAAUCAAUGGAGAGUGUGAAGACUGUGAAGAUGGAUUCUUCGGAUCGUCCUGUGAUGACUGUUCUGUUGGUUGUAUUAGACCAGUCUGUGACAAAAUAUCAGGAAAUUGUAGUCCUUGCUUGAACGGCUUCUAUGGGAUGAAGUGUGAUCGGAUAUGUUCCUCUAAUUGUGAAAACAACAUAUGCACACAAUAUAAAGGGAUAUGUACAGCAUGCAAACCCAGAUAUUAUGGUAAUACCUGCAACACAAGCUGCCCAUACAAUUGUAAAGGGACUAUAUGCAACCAGACCAGUGGGUUAUGUUCAGCAUGUGACCCUGGUUUCUUUGGACACAAUUGUAGUAUGUCAUGUGCCGGUCAUUGUAACAAUGAUGAAUGCCAACAGAACAACGGAACGUGCAUAGCAUGCAAACCUAGAUAUUAUGGUGAUACCUGCACCAUUAGCUGCCCUUCCAAUUGUAAAGGGAAUACAUGUAAUCAAACCAGUGGGUUAUGUAUAGUGUGUGUAGCCGGAUUUUAUGGCAGCAAAUGUUUGAAGUCGUGUGGCAAUUGUCAAGGUGUGAGUUGUGACAAGGGUACUGGAGACUGUACUACAGGGUGUACAGAUGGAUGGACUGGAAACAAAUGUGACAACAAGGUGGUAAUCAUAACAAAUGGGGACUCCGCAGUGGGGAUAGGCAUCGGAUCCGGAGUGGUUAUACUGGCUCUGGUCAUAGUGAUAAUUGUACUGGUCAGACGUCUGACGAAGAAGCGCAGUGAUAUCACAGGGCCUGCUCAUAUGACAGACAUAUCAUUGUCGAAAAUUGCAAAAGAGCUCAAACAAAAGCAAGAUAAUACCUACGACGAAAUAGCAACUUACAACAAGGAACAAACCAUUGCGCAGAUUUUACACAAUGAGGCAACUUAUGAACAGCUUGGACGCAGGGAGGUGGAAAUUUCACAUAUAUACGAAACAACAAAUACUGACAAGAAAACAUAGGAAAAUGGUUCCUGAAAGCUGCACAGUUUCAUCCUUGAACUCAACGUACCCAUGUUCCUGUAACUAAAUUGCACUCGUAUAACAUUUGUUUGAUUAACUCGUGUCAAAACUAAACAGAAAAGUACGUAGGUGAUGAACAUCGACAGUGAUGUGGAUUAAUUUUGUUCAGUUGUCAAAUCUUGUGUGCUUUUUACAUUGCCACACUAUCUGAAUGUCAGUUUUGUGAACCCAAGCAUGUAUCGUGUAUGCUCUCAUUGUUAAGGUAAAGUAUAUGUUCAUAGUGAAUUAAUAUAUCGUUGUUCUGUACAGAAGUUCAUAUAUUUUGUAUAAAGUUAUUAUUUAUCGCAGUUAACCAUCGCAGUCACUCUAUACAAUUUGUCGUUUUUGAUCCAAGAAGGUGUUUUGGUGGAUGAAUGUUUUGUGGGGAUAAGUAUAAGUAGCUUUAAGCAAAUUUUCAAGUAGUGUUAGAUUACCACACAGUUGACAUCUGGUUGACAAGUAAUAAGGUUGAUAAUUUAUAGGAAGCAUAUACAAUGCACCGAAUACGAAUAUAUCUUUAACUUUAUGGUUUGAUUAAACGCAAAGGUGCAUGUCUAAGCUUUUGGUUUUUGAUUUUGUGCAGUGUUAGACAAGAGUCGAAAGGCUAUCGACUAUAUUACGAAAUAUGCAUUUAUAUAGACAGUGAGUUAUGUGUUGAACAAUAUUAAUAUAUUUCGGUCUAAAAGAGAUUUCUUAGAAUUGAAUUAUACACUAAGUAGGUAUGCAACAGAUGACGCAUUAUUCGCUCUCGAAUGUGAUUUUCAUUUACACGUUUAGGUUUGUAUUUCAUUGUGUUAGUAAGUGUGAGAAAUAUACAAACAUGGCUUGUACACGUACGAGGUAUUAUCUGAUUAUUAAUUACAACCAUUGACCACAAACAUGUGAGGUCCAUUAACUAUCAAUUUAUCGUCACUAAUUAUUAUGUAUUUUGUCCAACAUAACAUUUACGAUAAACAAAUAUCAAUGAUAAUUCGAAGAUCUUAUAUACCACUUUGCCAUGACCUAGUUCGUAGGUCGUCUCAAAGCGGUACACAUAUAAUCAUCUGUAGUUAUAGGGUCUUUGCAGCCAGCCAAUAUCUUUCUCAACUCUCUGGGGAGCACACAGGUGGUGCUGCAAUUUCGGCGCUUAUAACUAGCACUCAACGAUUCUAGCACUGCCCAACCACGUACUCAUUUACAGCUGAGUGGACUAAACAAGCGAAGUAAAGUAUCUUGUUCAAAGAUACAACACAGUGCCGUGACUCGAACCUGCAACCUUUCGGUCACAAGUCCGGAGUCCCACCACUAGACUACCGUGCCACCUAUAAAGUGUUAUUUGCCAUUCCCUAUACGUUAACACAUAUCGGUCGUUUUAUAUGUUAUAACUUAGUGAUAUGUACCAACAUGUUGGUUAAUCAAAUGAUAUUCAAUAGUUGAUAUACAUUACACUUAUGUCAAUUAGAAAAUUGGAAAGAUAUAUCAAUAGUAUAUGCGUUCAGGGUUAUCGCACACACUGCUAAAAGCUGCACAUAUGCAUUGGAAGUUUUUUUUCCAAUAUGCUUUCAUUUUUGAUAAAUGAUAAAUACUUUCGGAACAUAAAAAGCAAAAACAUACUGUGUGAAUUCAUUUUUAUUUAAAAAAAAAAGAAGUUAUUAACUAAAUAAAUAUAUAAAUAAACAUUCCACUCCAGUGCUUAGAAUAAAAAAGCAACGGGGCUAGACGAGGAUUCAAACAUGGACCCUCCCUAAGUAUAUUGUCACUUUAACUAACUUAGCUACCUGGUUAGAGUGGUUGUACCCAAUGUCUGGUCGACCAAGAGUUAGAAAAUAUCCAAAUUAAGUGAACCCAACUCUAUGUUGAAAAAACUGCGAAUACUUUGGAAUUACAAUGAUUAUCAAUUGUACCACUAGAUCUCUCAUAUCGACUUGUGUCUGAAAAAGGACUUUUGCUAGUUUUACUAGAGAUAUUAAAUGAGAGAACACAACUCACAUAUCUUCAUGUCUUAAUGAUGUAAUAACAUUUCUAUUAUCAUCUGAAGAUUUCCUAGAAUGUUUUACGUUUGACUGAU